AUGGGUGGCCGUUCCCUGCAUGAACAGACAGGUUUCUUUGUGUACGAGGGCAAAGCGAAAGAGGCAGAGUGGCUGACGGUGGCUGUGGAAAAAAUGUGGGAGUACAUAGAGAAGUCCAUCGAGAAACUUCUAAAGGAGGACAUUACAAACCUAAUAAGAGACGAGCUGCCCUUGAUGAACUCCUUUGAGUUCACGAAGUGCAAGUUUGGAUCCCACACCCCACGGUUUGGGCCGCUAAAAGUUCGUGCAAAGGACAACUGCGUGGAGCUGCUGAUUGACAUGCACUGGAUAGCAGCGGGCGCGGAGAUUGAGGUGGCAAUGGGCACCAUGAAGCUGGGGAUGAAAGAUAUCGAGCUCCAUGGACCCAUCCUCCUGGUUUUCUGUCCUUUAAUGUCCGAGCUGCCUAUCACCGGUGGCAUGAGCAUCACUUUCCCCGAUCCGCCCGCGCUCUCCUGGAAGUGGACAGGCCUCGGCAAGGCCCUGGCCGUCGAUGUCAUCCGGAAAGGGAUCGUUCACGCCAUCUUCCAGACACUCGUGGUGCCCAGCCGGGUCUAUGUGGACAUUGCAGAUCUGGCCAGCCACCGCCAUGAUGAGCUGCGUGUGGAGACCUUUCGGUCUCCAGCACCCAUCGGGGCAUUGCAUUUGGUGGUCCUGGAGGCCCGCAACUUGCCAGCAGCUGACUUCGGCUUCACGGGCAAAGGCUCCUCCGACCCCUAUGUCGUAAUCAAGAUUGGCAGUAGCAGUUUCCAAACAAGCUGUCAAGUCAAGACCUUGAAUCCUGUUUGGGGGCCGGCCCACUCAUGCGAUCUUUUGGUCUACCACAUGGAGCAACAUGUCUUCGUGGAAGUGUGGGACAGCGACUUGGUCACGGCAGACGACCUGCUGGGACAUGUAGAGAAGGGCGGAAAGAGGCCAACAGUGGCCGACUUUGUCGAAAAAUCGGAGACUGAAAGAUGGUGGACGCUAGAAACAGAAGAGAAAAUGGAGAUCCAGCCAGAGGUCAAGCUUCGAUGCUUCUUUCGUGAGGUUCCGCAGGACACCAACUGCAUCCGUCCGAUUCCUGUCAACUGCAACGACCGGUGCGGGCUGGUGGAGGUUCACGGUCCGAGCAAGACGCGUCCCAGGUCUUGCUCCUUGUGCGGCAGUAGCUUCGCAAGGUCUUGGGAGCAACUUUGCUGUGGGGGUGCCCCAGUCGAACAGGGCCAGGAAUGCCGGAAGUGCAACUUUCGCUGUUGUACAGUGUGCCUCACAGCCCGACGUCCAGCAGCAGGAAUCCUUCGUAUUUGCAUCCGCGAGGGGCUAGUUCCGCCUGUGGAUGCUGCAGAGGGUGUAGUCCUUGGCGUGAGAUUCGAGGAUGAGAUGUUGUGGACCAAAGCAGCUUACAAACCCCAGUAUGUCGAGGAGUCAGGCAGAAGCGAGGCCCAGAAAUGGAUACGAAACCUUUGUGCAAGAUUCGACAAAGCUUCUGUGAGCAAGUGCUUGGGCAUGAAGCCUGACAAGAUCCAAGAGGUUUUGGACAUGAGCAUUCCGGAAGUCCGUGAGCAAGGUGAUCUUCUGCAGCAAGAGCCAGUGAUCUGGGACCAUGCGCUUCACUUCCUUGUCCGGAAUCCUCACACUGACAUUUCUGCCACAGUUGUCUACAAGGGCAAGUCGGCUAAGGUGGAGCAUGCGGUUGCAAUUUUUUCGGGGAAGAAGCUUUCGGCCGCAAAGAAGGCCGCACAGCGCUUGGCCAAGAAAAAGCUGCCUGAGGGCGAUGCACUUGCUUGCGACGCGAGCCUGGCAGAGGCCACCUGGACUUUGGACUUGGACUCCAAGUCCACGGCAGAUAUUUUCGUUGAGGUGUCCCUAACCCCCCUUGAGGCUUUCUAUUAG
Molecule: messenger RNA, 1872 nt
Organism: Symbiodinium pilosum
Lineage: Eukaryota; Dinophyceae; Suessiales; Symbiodiniaceae
Source: the annotation of a GenBank genome assembly